Molecule: messenger RNA, 1359 nt
Organism: Rhizophagus irregularis DAOM 181602=DAOM 197198
Lineage: Eukaryota; Fungi; Glomeromycota; Glomeromycetes; Glomerales; Glomeraceae
Biological process (GO): DNA replication initiation; DNA replication
Cellular component (GO): alpha DNA polymerase:primase complex
Molecular function (GO): DNA binding
Source: RefSeq, a predicted model, not a curated record
AUGGAAGAGAAAGGGAUUCAAAUGGAAAAACAACAUAAGAGAAAUGAUGUAGCGAAAAAAUUCUUUGAACGAGGAAAUAAAGGGAAAGUAGAAUAUGUCCUUAAUUCAAAUAUAUCAACAUAUGAUAGUUCUCAAAAUAUCAAACAAUGUAAAAUAGUUUUAAUAGCGGAUAAACAGGUUGAGAGCUAUCGAUAUAUGUACCAAACGCGAAUACUUGAAGAAUUAGAUGUUAGAUUUUCUAGUUUAUCAACAAUUAUAAAAAAUCAUGAAGUUUUUGAUGCAUUCCACAUCAAUCAAAAUAUAAUUGGCAGAAUCUGUUGUGAUUCAGAGGGAAAGCUUAAUGAUGAAUCUGUCUUGCUAGAAAUCCCAGAAAAACGAAAUCGGUUGAAAUUAUCGCUCAAUAAAAUUGAAUCAUAUGCCUUAUUUUCUGGACAGAUAGUGGGUGUUAAAGGUACUAUGAAAAACGAAGAAAAUUAUUUAGAAAUAAAUAAUAUAUUUGAGGUACCCUUAUUGCCUAUGUAUAAAAGUCCAUUCGGCGAAUUAGUUGAAUUAAAUGUAAAACCAUUAAAUAUAGUGGUUGCAGCCGGACCAUUUACUUUUGAUGUUGGAUUUGGAUAUGAACCUUUCAAUGAGUUACUUAUUAAGAUGGAACAAGAAAAACCUGAUCUCCUAAUCUUGUUAGGACCGUUUGUGAGCGAAGAUCAUCCUCUUUUAAUAGAAAAGAAUACACCUAAAACCCCCGGUGAACUUUUUAAAGAACAUGUUACUGAUAAAUUGAGUAAAUUUAUAAAGGCUUCGCCUGGUGUAUCAAUUGUCAUGGUUCCAAGCACCAAGGAUCUAUUUCACUGUUCAUUUGUUUUUCCACAGCCUCCAUUUCCCAAAUCAGGAUUACCAAAGGAUGUCAUCUGUACAUCUAACCCUGCUCAAUUCCGAGUAAAUGAGAUAACGUUUGUUAUUGAUAAUGUUGAUAUCUUAUUUCAUCUUGCCUCAAAUGAAAUUGAAAGAAAUGCGGCACCUGCUUUAGAUCGAAUGGGAAGGUUAUCACGUCACAUAUUGAUACAAAGACAUCUUUAUCCAUUAUUUCCUACAUCACCUGAAGUAAAUCUCGAAUACAAGAAAUCUAGUUUUCUUGAAUUACAAAAUUUGCCCGAUAUACUGAUUCUUCCCUCAAAACUUAAAUAUUUUGCGAAGAUUGUUGAAAAUGUUAUUUGUAUUAAUCCCGGUUAUCUAUCAAAAGGCGAAUCUGGCGGAACGUAUGCAAAAAUAACUAUACAUCCUUUACAACAGACACUUAUGGAAGGUGCAUUUAUAGAAAAUUUAGUUUCUAAAAGGGCCAGAGUUGAGAUAGUUAGAGUUUAG